Messenger RNA from Stomoxys calcitrans (stable fly), 4059 nucleotides. It is a transcript of the gene SIFaR, whose product is annotated as neuropeptide SIFamide receptor. NCBI's taxonomy places the organism in Eukaryota, Metazoa, Arthropoda, Insecta, Diptera, Muscidae. The transcript has 6 exons. The coding region runs from base 453 to 2897 and encodes 814 amino acids. Gene Ontology annotation, cellular component: membrane. Gene Ontology annotation, molecular function: neuropeptide Y receptor activity; peptide binding. Gene Ontology annotation, biological process: G protein-coupled receptor signaling pathway. The record is from RefSeq and is a predicted model, not a curated record.
AAUCACAAAAUUAUGUUAAUUCUGGGGGCAGAGUGAGGCAGGCACUCUCCCCACUUUCCCAUACGCAUACACUCUCACAUGAGCGAGAAUAUUGGCAGCCAUAAAGAUUAAUGGAUUGUUUUGGUUUGUUUGCGUGUGCAUGUGAAUGAACAACGACAAGGAGAGUAUGUUCCAAAAAAUUAGGUUAUGAUUAUUUCCACAAAAACCAAGACCACCAGCGCCAGCGCCAUCACCACAACCACGAACCAAUGCCUCCUUUUUCCCCGCACUUCGCAUGGAUGAUCCGAAUAAUGUUUUUUUAAUAGGCAGCAGCUCCCAGUGAUUUUGACAUAAAACUUAGACAAAUGAUUUAGAGGAGUUCUUUAUUUGAAAGCCAAUUGAAAAACGCAAAAGAACCGAAGCAAAGCCACCUCGUUUUUCUUCAGCUGAAGGGCACAGAGUGGGAGAGGGAAAUGGUCGCAUCGCAUCGCCUUAGAAGGAAACCUCAGCAAGGCGAGGAGAAAGCAUCACCCUCAACAUUCAGCGAUUACCAUGAUACAUUACUUGUGUCCUCAAAGUCCUCUUCGUCCGCUUCCGCGGGCGCCACAACCAUUUCCUCCCCCUCGUCGCCGUUGCCAUCGUCCUCGUCAACUAGCCAACCAACCAUAAGGAUAACUGGCAUCAACACAACGGCACAGCAGUUUAAAACUAUGGAUUACUCGGCGGAAGCUCUACUGGAUUUCAAUUUCACCAAGGCAUCAAACGAUUCUAGCAGUUUUAUAGAAAACUUUUCCCAUCAACUCUUCGACUUGAACACCCUCUCUGCUGGCUCACGCAGCAGCAGCCCUCACAUUGCCAACGGCCAUGAUGUCAACUCUACGGUCGUGCAAGUGGUUUAUGAUGGCGCAUCAUUAAAUCCUGCAACUUUCUUAUCAUCUGAUACCACAUCAUUGCCAAUGUUCACAACGGCAGCUACUGCUGCCACCGUCACCGCCACCGCUGAUGCCAACGGAGGCCUAGUUAUGGACACAUUGCUGGGCUCUGUUAUGACCACUGCCACCGCCACUGUCACUUCGGCCGCCUCCCGCUAUCAGGGUGAUGUGUAUGAGACCACCGCCAUUUCCUCCAUGUCGACAAUGAGAAGCGCCAACAAUGAUUCGGCCUACUGGGAAUUGGAGGCAUCCGACUUUGAUUUCCUCUAUCGCCAUUCGUUGACCAUGACCAUUGUCUAUUGCAUUGCUUAUGUGAUUGUGUUUCUGGUCGGCUUGGUGGGCAAUAGCUUUGUCAUUGCCGUUGUCCUGCGAAUGAGGAAUAUGCGCACGGUGACCAACUACUUCAUCGUUAAUCUCGCCAUCGCUGAUAUUUUGGUUAUUGUCUUUUGUUUGCCGGCAACAUUGAUGAGCAACAUAUUCGUACCUUGGAUUCUGGGCUGGCUCAUGUGCAAAACGGUACCCUACAUACAAGGAGUGUCAGUGGCUGCUUCAGUUUAUAGUCUAAUUGCAGUCUCCUUAGAUAGAUUCAUUGCCAUAUGGUGGCCUCUGCGACAGUUAUCGAAAAGCCGUGCUCGCUUCAUGAUUUUGUGCAUUUGGAUAAUUGCAUUUGGCACCACCAUACCGUGGGCCCUCUACUUCGACUUAGUACCCGCCGCCGAAGCUUUCCCAGCCGCUCCGGAUAUGUAUUUGUGCCAGGAGGUCUGGCCGCCCGGAACCAGUGGCAAUCUCUAUUUUUUAUUGGCCCACCUUUUGGCCUGCUACGUACUGCCCAUGGUGUUGAUAACCUUGUGCUAUGUUCUCAUAUGGAUUAAAGUGUCAACGCGCUCCAUACCAGGCGAUACCAAGGAUGCCCAAAUGGACCGAAUGCAGCAAAAGUCCAAAGUGAAGGUCAUCAAAAUGUUGGUGGCCGUGGUCAUAUUGUUUGUGUUGUCCUGGCUGCCGCUCUACGUUAUAUUUGCUCGUAUAAAAUUUGGCGGAGAAAUUUCCAUGGAGGAGAGCGAAAUCUUGAACAAGGUUACGCCAUUCGCUCAAUGGUUGGGUUCCUCCAACUCGUGCAUCAAUCCUAUACUCUAUGCGUUCUUCAACAAAAAGUACAGACGAGGCUUUGCCGCCAUCAUCAAGUCACGGUCCUGCUGUGGCCGCCUGAGAUACUAUGAAAAUGUGGCCAUAGCUUCAUCGACUACAAGCACUAGCCGCCGAAAAUCAUCGCAUUAUCAGAAUGGAUCCCGUAAAAGUCCCAGCAGUCCUGGAUUGCGAAAGACCAAUGCCGUGUCCUACAUAUACGAGCAUAAUUCUUUGCGUCGCCAUAAUUUGAUGUGCAAGCAGGAUAGUAAUCUCUCGCAGCAGAUGCUUUUGAAGCAGGACUCUCAUGGUUCGCGACAGUAUUUGGUAAAACAGGAGAGCGCUUCCAGCGAUGGCUCCCGUCGUCUGUUGUGCCAGCAGGACAGUAAUGGCUCGAAGGUUUCACUAUCAAAGCAGGACUCUGUGGUAUCCUACUAUUUGGAGAAUAAACGUGCUGGUCACAAUCUUCAAGAUUCAUUUGCCACCCAAGAUUCCAUAUCGGUUGACUCGCGACGCAACACAAUCUCUCGUGGCAACGAGAGCAGCAAUGGAGGUGUUCCUUCGCCCGUUGUUGGCUCACUGCUGGAGCACAAAAGGCAGAAGUUCGUAAAGCAAGAUUCUGUAAUAUCGUUUGUUGAUCAAAGACCAGAGCCUCGUCGCCAUCAACUGGUCAAACAGGAUUCGGUUAUAUCAUUUGCGGAUCAGCGACGUGGUCUCCUAAACAAACAGGACUCGAUUGUAGGAUGCUCUAGCCGGUCUGGAGAUGGCACAGGACACCAUGUAUCGAUACUCAAGAAAACCGAUUCUCAGCUUAGCAGCGGCAGUUUUAGCUCGCCACGGCGCAACAUAGAAAUUUAUGAAUAAAUCACCCACUACGAACAUCUACGAAAUCUAACGAAGUAGACAAACAAACAAAAACAACAAAGAAAAUACAAAAAAAAAAAAAAACUUAGACUAGCACACAGUUAUGAAAAAGCACACCAACAUAUCCUUCAACGUCAGGCAAUACGGUAAACCGAUAGAGAGCAGAUACUUCUCUUCUUCCAACUCUACUACAAGGGAUAAAUAACAAAGUGUGGCGUGGAGGCGGAAGGGGGGAGAAAGCAACAAGUAGGAGCAGUAAGCGAAACACUCCCCUAAGUGGAAAUAAAACAAUCAAAUUGUAUUUUUUCAUUCUUUGUAAUACGAUUUCGCAGCAUAUAAAUUUACUAAUACUACUACAACCUACUACUACUGUUGUUGUAACUAAGGAAAACAGUGAUAUUUUGGUAAAGAACGAACAUAUUUUCAAAUUUGAGUAUUUUUGUAGAUUUUUGUUACGGAUCAUUCAAAGCCUAUGCUAAGGGGAACGAACGGCAUAUGUGUUGUUUUUUAGAAAUAACAGAAAAUAUUUUUGAAUAUCAAUGCAAAAAUUCCAAAAACAGAGACAGACGUACACAGAACUACAACCUACAUACAUACAACCAACAUACAAACACAUACAUAUAUUAAUGUUAACUGUUUGCUAGAGUUUUAUUAUUUAUUUUAUACCGAAACCAAUGAAAAGAAACUUACAUAAUAGUAAUAUAACAACUACUAUAAUAGACAACAAAACAAAAGAAAAACUUGAAAAAAACAACACAGCUUUUUAUAUGAAAGUGUUUAGAGUAAAUGUUGCGCGAACAAACACUACCUUCUAAUCCAACCAAAAGGGAGAGGGCACCAACAAACAAACGAACGAAAGAUAGCAUUUUCGGAUAGUGCCAGAGACCAAAUAAAAACAAAGAAAGGACAUCUCAACAUAUAGGGAACAUUCAAAUGAGCGACAUUGACAAUUUUUAAGGCGUGCAAAACAAUUUUGGGCACACCGCCAAGAGACACUAAAGGAAGGUCCCCCCUCCCAGAAAAAAAAAGAAGACAAGUACCUUUAUUAAAAUGAAAAACAAAAAAAUUAACAAAGAUAUAUUUAAUAUUAAUUACCAGAAUAACCGUAAAGGACAAAAACAAGAACUAAGAAAAAACAUUUUGUAUUGUAAUAUUUCUAAUA